UCGAUUGGACUAAUUGCGGGAAAUCAACAAUAAUAGUGUUGUAAAUGUUGUGAAAUAUUCAUUAAAUAAAUUAGUUUUUACUUAAAAUCAUAAUUAGAGUCAAUUAAAUCAAUUUGUGUCCACCGAUGGGUAUAUUAAACCUCUCGCGACUGAUCGCCGAUAUGGCGCCCGAAUCUAUCCGUGAAGUAGAAUUGAAGUCACUGUUUGGUCGCCGUGUGGCCAUCGAUGCAUCGAUGAGUAUCUAUCAGUUCUUGAUUGCCAUCAGAAAUAAGGAGCAAUUGAUGACCAACGACUCGGGAGAGACAACCAGUCACUUAAUCGGUCUCUUUUACCGAACCAUCAAACUAUUGGAAAUGGGAAUUAAGCCAAUCUAUGUAUUUGACGGAAAGGCACCGCUACUGAAAAGCGGAGAACUGACCAAAAGAGCCGAACGACGCAAAGAGGCUGAGAAUAAGUUGGCCGAAGCCGUAGAGGAACAGGAUUUAGAAAAUAUUACUAAAUUUAACAAACGAGUCGUUCGCGUCACUCGUCAACACAAUAGUGACUGCAAAAAAUUGCUUCAAUUGAUGGGACUUCCAGUGAUUGAAGCUCCGUCUGAGGCCGAGGCCCAGUGCGCACAGCUAUGCAAAGAAGGUCUGGUAUACGCCACGGCCACAGAGGAUAUGGACGGUCUUACGUUUGGUUCUCCGAGACUUAUUCGUAAUCUUACUUCAAGUAAUAACGAAAAGGUUAAAGAAUAUUAUUUGGACAAAGUCUUGGCCGGACUCGGACUUACUCGCGACCAGUUCAUCGAUUUAGGAAUUCUUAUGGGAUGUGAUUAUUGUGAUAGUAUUAAAGGAGUCGGUGGUAAAAAAGGUCUAGAUUUGAUGAAACAGUACGGAUCUAUUGAAGAGAUUCUGGAGAAAAAAUUUGGGAUAACAGAGUUCAUUGAUGUCGACAUUGAUUAUGGAGAACGUAAGGUCAUCGAUGAAGUUGUCGACAGUGGGAUUGUUGUCGACGAUAAUGACAAUCAAAACAAUGUUACUAAUAAUGGAGAUGACUUUGAAAUUAAAAGUGAAGAAAAAGAUGGCAAACAAAAUGAAACCAAUAUUUCAGAUGAUGGCAAACAAGACCACGAAGAAAAUGACGAAGAUGUAAAUGUCAAUCAAGAAGAAAAUGAAUGUUCACAAGAACUGAAUGAUUCUGAUAUUAAUAAUGAGUUUCAAAGUAGUGAUGAAACCAAUUGUGAAGUGAAGAAUAAGAAAAAUAAAUCAAAAGAUAAGAAGAAUCCAAUUCCUGAGAAUUGGCUCUUUAGAGGCGCGAGAAAAUUGUUUAAUGAGCCAAAUGUGUUGAAAGGAACCAUUAAUGAGACUGAUCUCAAACAGAAAGAAUUCGAUGAAGAAGCUCUCAUUCAGUUCUUAUGUGUUGAGAAUGGUUUUGCUGAAGACAGGGUUAAGAAUGGUUUAAAACGAAUCACAGAAUCGAAAGCGAAAAGUUCUCAAACGAGAAUCGAUAGCUUCUUUAAGAUGAUUCCCACCACUAAUAGCACACAAAAAGCUAAGGUUGAGACCAAAAACAAGAGAAGUGCUCCACAAGGGAAGGGAACCUUCAAAAGAGGUCGUCGAUGA
Oppia nitens is the source of this 1607-nucleotide messenger RNA. It is a transcript of the gene Fen1, whose product is annotated as flap endonuclease 1-like. The coding region runs from base 126 to 1607 and encodes 493 amino acids. The record is from RefSeq and is a predicted model, not a curated record. The transcript has a single exon. Lineage: Eukaryota; Metazoa; Arthropoda; Arachnida; Sarcoptiformes; Oppiidae. Gene Ontology annotation, molecular function: DNA binding; 5'-3' exonuclease activity; 5'-flap endonuclease activity.